AUGACCUGGUCUCGAACGAUUAUCAUCAGUCCUGGUGGAAUUACACCUGUAAUUAUCGUGAUUAACCCCGCGAUCUCACCUGUUCUCUCUGUCCCCCGCAGAGCCAGCCAGCUCGCGUCGCCGCAGGUGUCUUCGUCCCCGUCUCGCCAUGAGGACCGCGAGAGGAGGCGGCGUCGAAGGAGGAACUCCGGGGACCGCGACCGCGACUCCUCCGGCCGCAGGGAUGGGCGCUCCAAGGGCGGCCGCGACGAUCGGAGGGCGCUCCCCACAGACUAUCGGGGCGCCCUGGCCAAGUUCGCGCCCCCGGCCCCCCACGCCCUCCUCAAGAAGAUCGGCAGCAAGGACGUGCAGGGCCUCGGCAAGGUGCGCGUGGUGCUUCGCGUGUCCCCCGCCGUGACCCUCGCUGAGGGCGAAGCCGAGGUGGUGACCCUGGACAAGCGGCGGCGACAGGUGACCCUCGUUGACCCGCAGACGCGCCAGGCCCAGGAGUCCCGCGUGGGUGUGGCGGCCCCCAAGAUGUUCGCCUUCGACCAGGUCUACACACAGGAAGACUCACAGGUGAGACUCGUGCGUCGGAUGCUCUUGACGGGAAAGCUUUACCAUCGCACGAAACUUGAUUCUGGUUAUCGCGUUACUAUCUUCGCUAAUGUGACAGUAGGAUACGAAAGAAAUAUAAUGGGCUCAAACUCCGGCGGCAGUUCUGAAGGGUCGCACGGUAGAUCCUCAGGCGGUGACACUUCUGCAGGAUCUUCAUCCAUGGACUUCUCCUCCUCAGAGCAGUCAUGUGAUACAGUCAUUUACAUUGGUGGAGGAGGACCAGGAGAUGCAACAGACAAUGAGCAUCCUCCUGUGUUCAUGCCCCAUCACACCAACCAACAAAUGUGGCCCAUUGCCCGACUCCGGUCCAUGGAACACCUGCGCCCCCAUUCAGCAUCACCUACACCUGCACAUACGCGCCGUGCUGCCUCGGCAAGCCCGACGCCUACGUCACGAUCUGUUCCAAAUGGGCGGUCUCAUGUGAAACCUCUUCCUCCCCCAAGGACAGUCAGCAACACCAGCAGCCCGGCUAACAGUGGAAAGUCUCCAGGUGGAAACUUUAUUCGGCAUCAGCCAGGGGUCAGCAAGGUGUCAUACAACAAUAACACUGGACAGCAACCCCUCCUCUCCUCAUUCAAGCCACAGGUCACCCUUGGGCCCCUCGUCCCAGGCGAUCUCAGACAUUUUAACUAUAAUGCUUAUGAGGAGCCCAAUAACAUGGUUCCCAUAUUCCAGAGAUCUCGUCUACCUAUCCCUGCACACCAACUUCAGCAACAAAGACAGCUGCAACUUCAAAAUGCACAGCAACAGCAACAACAACAGCAGCAACAACAGCAACAGCAGUAUCAACAGUAUCAACAACAAUAUCAGCAACAGCAGCAACAACAGCAGCAGCAGCAACAGCAACAACAGCAGCAGCAGCAACAGCAGCAACAGCAGCAGCAACAGCAACAACAACAGCAGCAACAGCAACAACAGCAGCAACAGCAACAGCAACAACAACAACAACAACAACAACAACAACAGCAGCAACCACAACAACAAAGUAAACAACUUGUUCAAAAUCAGCUACUUAAACAAGAGUUCCAGCAGUUACAGCAUCAGCAUAUACAGCAACACCAAAAGCAAAUUCACCAACAUCAGCUUCAGGCUCAGCAGUUGCAGCAGCAGUUUCAUCAACAGCAACAGCAACAACAGGGUCGUGCUAGUGCAAAGGCAGCUCCUGAUGGAGUUGUUUCUGAUGAACAGUGGAUUGAUGGGCCACGUGUUCACAAGUCACGUGUUGCAGCUGCACAGAAGUUAAAAACCAACAAAUCAGAAACUUGGGUUGAUGGGCCUCAGGUAACACCAGCAGGAUAUGGUUUUAUGGAUGACCACAAGAAAACCAUGAUUGAGAGGUGGGUAGCAGUCCAGACAGCACAGGUUGUGCAGCAGCUAGAGCAACAGCAGACUGUACCAGCCCAAGUGCCAGCACAGACUUCAGCAACCCAGCAGCAGUUUACGCAUCUCACACAGUUCCGAACUUGUGAAGAAUCAACACUAGACAGUGACCAAGACACCCUAAGUGAAGAUCCUCCGUCUGGUCCUGGACGACCAACCGGACCUGAUGCCGCCUUGCCACCACAGCCGAAUCUGAUAGAGGAACUUGAGAGAAAGAAUCUCAUUCCUUCAGAAGAUCCUGAGGAAGAGAAGAGUGAAGACCUGAAGCCAACACCCAGUGAGAGUGAGUCCCCUGUAAAGGAAUCUCUGAUAGAGGAGAAAAGCAGUGAGCCACAGUGCUCCCCCGAUGAGGAGUCUGGGGCUGAAGAGCCUUCCAUUGAUGAUAUCUGUUCCCAAUGUGAAGCUUUGGCUGAAGAGUGUGAAGAACUGAGCUCACUUCUGUCAUGUGAGGAGGAAGAAUGUAAACGUCAAGCACAUCUUGGUCUUGCCACUGUACUAGAAGAACCUGAAUUAGAGGCAGCUGUAGCAGCUGAGGAAGCAGGUGGUUUACAGGGUGAAGGUGACGAGGAAGCUGGUCAAGAUGGAGAUGAUGUCAGUUCAACCCCAAGACGUGGCUGGGUCAGACGAUCCAUAGCGUCCUCAGGCACACAUCACUCCACAGAACUUAUUGAAGUCCAAGUUCCAGACUAUCCUAUAAUAACCGUUGACUGUAGUAUUCAAGUAUGUGAAGAAGAUAUUGUGCGAGCUCUCGCAGACACUCCCUGCCAGAGUGAGGUGAUGAGUGUUGAAACCAGUGAUGACCACCCUCUCAGAGUUCUGUCAGAAGAAAAUUUGACAUGUGCAUCCACAUUCACAGACUCGUACUCUCAGAUGGGUGAAACUGGGGAUGAGGAUGACUCUGAUGAGGAUGAUUCUCGGCCAUUUAGUUUGUUUGAAGUUACAGACUAUGGUAGAGUCUGUCAGGAUCUUAGUUUAGCUCUCCAAUCUGAUGUAGCUAACAGGAACCUGCAUGAGCUAGCAAAGAUUCAUGACUUGUACAGAACACUCGCUCGUCAAAGUCCUCGGGUUCACACAGGCGGACCAAAGUUGCAAGCUGCCACUCUUGCAGAAAUCCUUGCCAACAGCCGAGACUCAUUACUUGAGGAUCAGAAGCCACCCCUAGAAGAUGACAGUAUAUGCAGUGAACCUGUUCAGGCAGAAGGGAAAUUGUGUCAGCACUGUAACAAAAAGCGUCUUCGUCAUGGCGACAGCAUCCUGAAACUGGAGUCAGCCCUGAGGAGCAAGUCGCAGUGGCUAAGCCGACCUCUAGACACAUUUGAGGACUCAGCAAGUGAUAAAUGCAUUGGAACAGAUGACCUGGAUUUCCCAGAAGAUCACUGUACAUGUGAUGUACAAAGUGAUUUGGUACCAUACAUCCCUUCUAUGUUCUUCAAUUUUUCUUCCAUGCAAAGUCCCGAUGGUUCAUCAAACCCAAGCAUAAAUCAGCAUGUAUCUGAAACUAGUGUAAAUUUAAAGGAUGCACCAUUGGCUGAUUCCACAGAAAAGUUAGCAGACCGCGUUCCCAUAAAUGGCGUUUCUUUGCCAGAAUUUAUAGAAGAUGUCGAAGCUAAUGUUGUUCUUUGCAACCCAGUGCAAUAUGAUUACAGCAAAGAUGAAGAUGUUAUUGAUGUGAAUGAUGAGCGAACGGUUACUGGGAAAAGUGAUAAUGAAAGUGACUGUGUUAGUAACAUAAGUGAAGAUUCAGAAUAUAUGAUGCAGACUUCAAAACUUUCAAAAUUCCUCUGUGUAGGCGUUGGUAGAAGUAAAUCUAAAGCUCCUUAUAAGGUAGCAAAGCAAAAUAAUAAUAAGAUAGUUGAGAACAAGAAAAAUAUCUCAAAAAUCAAAGAUUCCAAAGUAAAAACCCCUGCUAAAAGUAGAGAAAAUUCUAAAUCUCCCGAUCGCAAUUCAAAAAACUUGAUAAAGUCUCCCUCACGAGUGGUCUCACAAAGUGCAGCUAAGCAAAGUGUUGGCAGGCGAGGGGAAACAGGAUCAGUACGCACACGUUGGGGUAAGUCAGCUCGUGUCGGGGCAAUUAAACCCCCAGCAGUAGGCAUGAGGGGAAAUUACCGCUACACGUGUACCCUGAUGUACCCCCCUGAUGCCCCCACACCCACGGAAGGAUACGACUCUGGUCAUGAUUCAGGUGCUGCAACUCAGGGGAGUGCAACUCCUCUAGAAAAUAGUGAGGCAUGGAGGACUGGUCAGAACCUACAGCCCCAGCACCACCAUCAGCACCACCAUCAGCAUCACCAGCACCACCAGCAUCACCAUCCAGCAGCAAAUAGUGGGUCCUUAGGCACCAACCCUUCCUUGGGUGAAUCCUCUGGAUAUGAGAGCAUCCCCCGAGACUCUGAGUGUUCCUCAUUUAGUUCCUCCCAGGAUUCUGAGAUGGAUGAAGAACAUAGACGAGAUGCUCAGGCCCAGUCUCAAGCUCUCCAGCAACAGCAGCCUCAGCCGAAGCCUCAGGCAACAGAUGAUUUAUCAAAAGUUCAAGUUGAGGAAUGGUCAGAGGAGGAUGUGAAGAGAUACGAAGGCCGCCCAAGAGCAGCAGACAUACCUCAGUUGAGGGCGUCGCGUCAGCAAAUUCUAUCUCUUAAAACUAUCCAGAGAGCCCUAAAAGCUGACUUAGCUCAGGCUAAAGGGAAUUUGAAUGUUCCUUCGGAUUCCUGGAGCUACGAACUACACAUAAAGGAGGACUCACCGAUGGAUCAUCGCACCUUUGUGGAAGCGCUUGCGAGGGAGACGGUUAUCUUGCAGAAGCGCGUUGCAGCCGCCCGGAGUCGUGUCCUUGUUGUUACAGCUUUUCUGCCUAGACAGCGACGUGAAACUCUGAUCAACUGACAUUGGGGGCUGUGGAAGCGCAACGUGUUUUAUUCCUGUGUUAUUUAACCAUCUCAAUUCAAACAUUUUCAAGUUGGUCUUGAUAUCUUUUGCAAUCCAAGAAAAUUUUCUUCAGGAAAUGUAUUUGAAUAUUUGUCCCUUUGCCAUUAGUGUAAUUUGCAUCUUAAAAUAUAUUUGUGUGAUUAUCUAUAAAAGCAAUUAUGAUUAUUGCAUUUAAUCUGUCCAGCUCAGGUCCUAGGUCUGUAUCUUUGUUCUGUACAUGUGCUAAGGAUCAAGGAAGAUAUUUACAAAAAAAAAAUUGGGAAAUAUAUAAAACUCCUGUAUUAUUCUAUGCCCAUGAUCUCAUUUGCAAUAAUAAUAAUAAUAAUAAUAAUUCUAUGAAAUGGGUUUCAGAUGAAAAUGAGAUUUUUGACUCGGUUUCCAGAUAAUAUUGCCUUCAAAGAAUUUUACUUAUCAGGCAUCAGCAAAUUCAUAACUGCCAAGCUGUGUAUAUCUAUAAAAGCAAGCUUCUAGCCUUGGACAUAUUGACAUGUGACUAUUUUGUAAUUAUAGACAGUUUGACUUUAUUUCAUGACAUUUAUCAAACAACUUUUUGUAUUCUUUUUACCAACAACACAGUCCCAAUUGAUGUACUUUGUGGCAAUAGUGAAGAAAACAACGCCAUAGGGUAAACAAUGUGAAAUUGAUCAUGGAUCACUUUUAUUCAGUGGAAAAUGGGGUUGCACUAUUUACAUUACCAUUAAUUUAGGCAAUUUAUUUUUGCCAUUGUAAACCUUAUUAAAUAGUUAGUCCUUAUUCCAUAUAAUAUAUAAUAUAAAUGGAUUUAGUGAUUCCAUUUUUCAAUUUAUUGGUGAUCUAUGAGCAAUUUGGUUAUUGUUUAGUCUAAGUCAAUAGCCUAGCUUCUUGGUGAAUGUGAUUCUUAUUGUAUAUUUGUGAGCAAUUGUUUCCUGCAUACAGGUGAUUAUGCAGGAUUAUCUCAGUUGCAUAAUGUGUGAUUUACUUGAAUCAAAUGCACAGAAUACACAGUAAUAUAUAUUGAAUGUACAUUGGUAGAUAGUUAAUUUACAUAGUGAGGUUUGUCCACAAACAGAAAUUACAGAGAGGUAUGUAUGAACUGUAUCUCUUUUCUAUAUUUAUAAAGGUGGUCUUUUGCCAGCAUAGUCAUGUAUUGUGUAAAAUAAAAAUGAUUGUUUAGUUA
Messenger RNA from Penaeus chinensis, 6055 nucleotides. RefSeq lists its product as uncharacterized. The record is from RefSeq and is a predicted model, not a curated record. The transcript has 8 exons. Bases 1 to 4857 code for a protein of 1618 amino acids. Lineage: Eukaryota; Metazoa; Arthropoda; Malacostraca; Decapoda; Penaeidae.